Solenopsis invicta (red fire ant) is the source of this 1554-nucleotide messenger RNA. Its product is annotated as alpha-tocopherol transfer protein-like. The record is from RefSeq and is a predicted model, not a curated record. The coding region runs from base 318 to 1223 and encodes 301 amino acids. Gene Ontology annotation, cellular component: membrane. Lineage: Eukaryota; Metazoa; Arthropoda; Insecta; Hymenoptera; Formicidae. The transcript is spliced from 5 exons. Gene Ontology annotation, molecular function: phosphatidylinositol bisphosphate binding.
UAUUAUAAAUACACAUUGCAACAGAUAAUUUUCCACUCUCUUGUCUAAUUUAAAUUUAAUUUACAAUACAAAUCAAACUCGCAUGUGCAGCAGUAAACUAGUUCCAGCAGUGCUCGCUAAGUUAGUGGACUGCUCGGUAGUAUACCUGCACUAACAUUAAAGAUAUUACAUUAAAGCACGAAAGAAAGUGUUGUGAAGGAAAGGAAAAGUGCCCAUUGAUAAUAGAUAUUGAAGUAAUCUUUCAUAGAUAUUUUGUCUACUCAAACACAUUCCGAUAUAGUUAAAUAUAUUUUUAUUGUAAUUCAAACUGUGUUUCAAUGUCAAUAAUAAGAAAAAUCACAUUAGAGGAGGAAGUGAAAAAGAAUCCCCAAUUGAAGCUAUCCGAUAUACAAUCACUGAGAGAAUGGUGCGAGAAACAACCCCACUUACCAAAAAUUGAGGAUAGCUUUCUCGCUUUGUUCCUUCACAGUAAUUAUUAUCACAUAGAAGCAGCUAAAAAUACAAUCGAGAAUUAUUACACGACUAGGACGCAUGUACCAGAAUUUUUUUGUAAUCGGGAUCCACUCGGUGAAAAAGAGCUACGACAAAUCUUCAAAGUCGUGGCUUACUCCCUUCUGAGUGAACUAACGAAAGAAGGUUACACGAUGGUGUAUACACAACUUCUGGAUGAUGAUCCUUCACACUAUAACUUGAAUGCAGUGAUCAAAUAUUUCUUCAUGUUAUGCGACAUUCAUUUUCUAACGAAUGAUACAAACAAUGGUUUGGUCUUUAUUGGCAAUGCUGAUAAACUAUCUUUUGGUCAUGUCGCGAGAAUAAGUCCAUUGGCAGCCAAGAAAGCUUUAUACUAUGUUCAAGAGGCAAUGCCAGUGCGUCUAAAAGAAAUCCAUGUCAUAAACGUACCACCUGCCAUGGAAUUGCUCAUGAAUAUUGUCAAACCUUUUAUGAAGAAAGAGAUGAUAAACAUGAUACAUUUUCAUUCGUCGUUGGAAAGCCUUUCCAAGUACAUUCCGAUAGACGCCCUGCCGAAUGAGGCGUUUGGAAAUGGAGGUUCGAUACAAGAAUUAAACGAAAUUCAAAUAAAGCGACUCGAAGACUAUCGUGAAUGGUUCCUGCAGGACGAAGCAACCGGGCGUGUUAACGAAGCGUUGAGAAUUGGCAAGAGCAAGUCAGCGAAUGAUUUGUUCGGUGUAGAGGGUAACUUUAGAAAACUCGAUAUAGAUUGAAGCUUAGGGGUAAAUGGGGCCAGAAAGGGUAGGCAGGUAAGACGGGGUAGCGCUUGUAUCGCGCGAUUCAAAUGCAGAAAUUACAAUCAAGCAUAUGUGUUAGAUGCGGCUCUUUGAUCAUUAAAAAUUACCCAUGAGUCAGCGAAAUAGCUGCGUUAUUGAGACUACUUUUUAUACUUUUAUACUACUAAUUAUACUUUUAGAAUAGACCACAAUUUAUACUUUUUUGCGAUUUCCUUAUGAUUACAUGAAGAUAUAAUAUCGAGAAAACGGACAGAUACAAAGAAAAGAAAAAACGAUAGCAAAAGCAGUAUAAAAUAAAAUUAUAUAA